Quercus robur (English oak) is the source of this 1737-nucleotide messenger RNA. Its product is annotated as cytochrome P450 98A2. Lineage: Eukaryota; Viridiplantae; Streptophyta; Magnoliopsida; Fagales; Fagaceae. Gene Ontology annotation, molecular function: iron ion binding; heme binding; oxidoreductase activity, acting on paired donors, with incorporation or reduction of molecular oxygen. The record is from RefSeq and is a predicted model, not a curated record. The transcript is spliced from 3 exons. The coding region runs from base 56 to 1585 and encodes 509 amino acids.
AUUCCAACCAUUAAGCCUAUCAAAAAGAGGCCAACAUUUCUCUCUUCUCCUCCAAAUGGCUCUCCCUCUAAUACCCAUCUCCCUUCUCAUCGUCAUCUUCCUUGCAUACAAGCUCUACCAACACCUAAGAUUCAAGCUCCCACCAGGCCCUCGUCCAUGGCCAAUCGUUGGAAACCUCUAUGACAUAAAACCAGUGAGGUUCCGAUGCUUUGCAGAGUGGGCUCAAGCCUAUGGUCCCAUCAUAUCAGUCUGGUUCGGCUCAACUUUGAACGUGAUCGUGUCCAACACAGAGUUGGCUAAGGAAGUUCUUAAAGAAAACGACCAACAACUUGCUGAUAGACAUAGAAGCAGGUCGGCUGCUAAGUUUAGCAGAGAUGGCCAGGACCUUAUAUGGGCUGAUUAUGGUCCUCACUAUGUCAAGGUUAGGAAAGUUUGCACCCUUGAGCUUUUCACACCAAAAAGGCUCGAGAGUCUUAGACCCAUUAGAGAAGAUGAGGUUACUGCCAUGGUUGAAUCCAUCUAUAAGGACUGCAACAAUCCUGAGAAUAAUAGUAAGGGUUUGUUGGUAAAGAAGUAUUUGGGUACUGUGGCAUUCAACAACAUUACAAGACUGGCAUUUGGAAAGCGAUUUGUGAAUGCAGAGGGUGUAGUGGAUGAGCAAGGAUUGGAAUUCAAGGCAAUUGUGUCCAAUGGAUUGAAGCUUGGUGCAUCUCUUGCAAUGGCAGAGCACAUUCCAUGGCUUCGUUGGAUGUUUCCACUAGAGGAAGAGGCAUUCGCUAAGCAUGGGGCAAGAAGGGACAAACUCACUAGAGCUAUCAUGGAAGAGCACACUCAAGCUCGCAACAAGAGUGGUGGUGUCAAGCAGCAUUUUGUUGAUGCAUUGCUUACAUUGCAAGAGAAAUAUGACCUUAGUGAAGACACCAUUAUUGGACUUCUUUGGGACAUGAUCACUGCAGGUAUGGACACCACAGCAAUCUCCGUAGAAUGGGGAAUGGCUGAGCUAAUAAAGAACCCAAGGGUGCAACAAAAGGCCCAGGAGGAGCUAGACCGUGUGAUUGGUUUUGAACGUGUCAUGACCGAAGCCGAUUUUUCUAAUCUACCUUACUUACAAUGUGUAGCCAAAGAAGCACUAAGGUUGCACCCUCCUACCCCACUGAUGCUUCCUCACCGAGCCAAUGCUAAUGUUAAAGUUGGUGGCUAUGACAUCCCUAAGGGAUCAAAUGUUCACGUUAAUGUUUGGGCUGUAGCACGCGAUCCAGCAAUGUGGAAGAACCCGACUGAGUUUCGUCCCGAGAGGUUCCUCGAAGAGGAUGUUGACAUGAAGGGUCAUGACUUCCGGCUACUUCCAUUUGGUGCAGGGCGACGAGUGUGCCCUGGUGCACAACUUGGUAUCAAUUUGGUCACGUCUAUGCUUGGUCACUUGUUGCACCAUUUUGUUUGGACACCACCCGAAGGGAUUAAGGCGGAGGAGAUUGACUUGUCUGAAAAUCCUGGAUUGGUCACUUACAUGCGAACUCCAUUACAAGCCAUAGCCUCUCCAAGGUUGCCAUCACACUUGUACAAACGUGUGGCAGCGGACAUGUAAUUUUUAUUUUGUUUGUUAUUAUCCUCCAUAGGUUUUUGAUUAUGAGCUUGUGAUGAAAUUGUAAUUCUGAUGAGAUUGUGAAAUGCUUAAAUGAUUUAAUUGGGAAAAGUAACAAGAGCAAAUCAAAUAAAGAAACAUUGUGGUUUACAAAA